Molecule: messenger RNA, 1709 nt
Organism: Nezara viridula (southern green stink bug)
Lineage: Eukaryota; Metazoa; Arthropoda; Insecta; Hemiptera; Pentatomidae
Source: the annotation of a GenBank genome assembly
AUGGCGUGUAUUCAGUCCCCAAGAGGAAUCUGUAGAGUUAACAUAAGUAUUUCUGUGUCUUAAUUGGAUUUAAAAACAAACAUGAAGAUAGACAACCAUAAGUUAAACUCCAACGGAGUCUCCAAUGGAAAUGAUGAUGCUGAUAACAUCUCACAUCCCGAUCAAAGUUUCGAAACAAGAGCUAUCCACGCAGGUCAAAGUCCUGACCAAUGGGAAUCAGGAGCUAUUGUUCCUCCCAUCCAUACAGGAUCGACCUACAAGCAAGCAGAUCCUCAAGAACACAGUGAAUAUUUUUAUGGAAGGAUCGGAAACCCAACAAGAAGUACCCUAGAAACUUGUAUUGCCAGUUUGGAUAAAGCGAAAUACUGUCUAACUUUUGCUUCUGGCCUUGCAUCAAUCGCAGGAGUUGCUGGACUUCUCAAAGCUGGUGACCAUGUCAUCUGCGGAGAUGAUCUUUACGGUGGCACUCACUACUACUUCAAGACAAUCGCUAAAGAUAAUGGUGUAGAAGUAGACUUCAUAGAUACCACUGUAAUUGAAAAAUUGGAGAAUGCCUUCAAACCGAAUACGAAGAUGGUAUACAUUGAAAGCCCGACCAACCCUCUUUUGAAAAUCAUGGACAUUCCACGUCUUGCCACAGCAGUUAAAUCUGAAUCUCAUGAUAUAUUAUUUGUUGUGGAUAAUACAUUUUUGACACCUUAUCUUCAGAAUCCUUUAUCAAUGGGAGCUGAUGUUGUUGUUUAUUCACUAACAAAAUACAUGAACGGCCACUCUGAUGUUAUCAUGGGCGCCAUAACUACCAACAGUGAUGAUUUAUAUAAUAAAUUAUCUUAUAUUCAACACAUUGGAGGAUCCGUUCCUUCUCCUUUUGACUGUUACCUCAUGAACAGGAGUUUGAAAACUUUGUCAAUACGGAUGGACAAACAUAUCGAAAAUGCGACUAAAGUUGCCCAGUUCUUAGAACACCAUCCUCUUGUAGAAAAAGUUCUUUAUCCAGGUCUGGAAUCUCACCCACAAUAUAAAUUAGCUAAAAGAUUAUGGCAUGGACCUUCUGGAAUGAUCUCGAUAUUCUUAAAAGGAGAUCUGGAAAUGAGCAAAGCGUUUUUGAAAGCUUUAAAAGUUUUCGCUCUUGCCGUCAGCUUAGGAGGAUUCGAAUCACUUGCUGAACUACCAACAACCAUGACACAUGAAGGACUUCCAGCAGAAACAAAGCAAGAAUUGGGCAUCACAGACAACCUGAUCAGACUGUCCGUCGGCCUGGAAUCAGCAACAGAUCUUAUCAAAGAUGUUGACCAAGCACUGAAAGUAGCUGCAAACUUCUACAUUCCAUCCUAACUUAGAAUUUUAAAAUAAUCCUGCGAUCUGAAAUUUGUGAAUUUAAUUAUAAUUUAUUUAUUUAUUUUUCUUAUUGAAGUGAUUCGAUAUCAUUCGAAUUGCCUAAAUGAGACCUAAGUCAUUGAGAUUGUUUCUUCCUUUCUAGCUAAUCCUUGAAUACUUCUAGAAAGUGAAGAGAAAAUGAAUAAUAUAAAUAUUAAAUUAUUUCUCAUUUAUAACUAACUUGAAGUAAAAGAUAAUUGUUUUAGUCAUUAAUGUUCUCCUAUUAUAUCAGUUCGCUAUUAGUUUUUAUAUGCUAAUAUUAUUUUUAAUUUAUAAAUAAUUUAUUUUAAGGAUUAAUGAAAAUGUAUUAUCACUAAACAGUAUUAGUAUUG